This is a messenger RNA of Mobula hypostoma (lesser devil ray), 3263 nucleotides long. RefSeq names its product NEDD1 gamma-tubulin ring complex targeting factor (gene nedd1). The transcript has 16 exons. The record is from RefSeq and is a predicted model, not a curated record. The coding region runs from base 244 to 2325 and encodes 693 amino acids. Gene Ontology annotation, biological process: microtubule nucleation; mitotic cell cycle. Gene Ontology annotation, molecular function: gamma-tubulin binding. Gene Ontology annotation, cellular component: pericentriolar material; ciliary basal body; spindle pole. NCBI's taxonomy places the organism in Eukaryota, Metazoa, Chordata, Chondrichthyes, Myliobatiformes, Myliobatidae.
GUACGCAUGCGUGCCCGGUUGCGGUUGGCGCCAGAUCUGUGCUUGCGUUUAGGCCGGUGAGGGGCCUGGACAGGCGGUGCCGAGACAGCAGGGUUCGUCACCCCGGACCUUGGUGACUCCGGGCUAUCCGCUGGGAGAGGUAACGAGAGCUAGUGGCCACUUUCUGUACUCGAGCCCUGGUAGUCCGUGAGCGCUUGUGCAAAGCGCCCUGGGGUUGGCUGGGACCCCAGGGGACGGAGGGUCAUGAACCAGCAGAGUUCUACAGGACAUACCAUGCAGGAUAGCAUCAAAUUAGCCUCAUGUGGGGAUGAUAUUAAAAUCUGGGAUUCGGUUUCCAUGACAGUAGUGGAACAAUUUAACCCUCAUAAGAAGCCCUGUGAAGUAACUUCUGUUUGCUGGACUGCAGAUAAUCAGCAUUUGUUGAGUUCAUCCAGCACUGGGGACAAAAUAGUGUUAUCAUCCUGUACACCUACUCCCCUGUCUAUAAAAGAUUUUGCUGAUGGGAAAAAGCAGACGUGUAUAAGUCUGGGUUCCACUUGCAAGUAUUUUGUAAGUGGUGGCCUUGACAACACGGUUAAUAUCUGGGACGUAAAGUCGAGGAGAUGUCACAGAACGCUGAAGGACCACAGGGAGGCUGUGAAUUGCGUAUGCUUCAAUUGGAAUGACUGCUACAUAGCGUCUGGUUCCUGCAGAGGUGAUAUAAUUGUACACAGUAUUACAACAAAUAUUUCCAGUACACCUUUUGGCCAUGGCAAAACACAGCCAGUGCAAGACCUGAAGUAUUCCAUCUAUAAAAAGGCUUUGCUGGGAAGUGUCCAUGACAGUGGCACUGUAACUCUUUGGGACGUUAAUACACAACAGAGUCAUCAUACCUUUGAAAAUGCUCAUAAGGCACCAGCUUCUGGCUUGUGCUUUUCACCAGUAAAUGAUUUAUUGUUUGCCACAGUUGGUCUGGAUAAAAAAAUCAACUGCUAUGAUUCCUCUAGCAAAAUGAUAUUGCGCACUAUUUCUGUUGAGGCUCCUUUGACUGCAAUAGGCUUUAUGACUGAUGGAGCAACUUUGGCUGUUGGAUCCAUCAGGGGCAAAAUUUACAUCUAUGAUUUGCGAGUGACAACUUCACCAUUAAAGGUUGUCAGUGCCCACAAGAAAUCUGUGCGGUGCUUAAAGUUUCAGAAUGGUCCCACGCCAGUCAGGUCAAAUGGGAGUAAAAGCCUUGCAAACAGGACCUCGUCCGUGUUGUCAGCUGCAGCCACAAAGAAGGCUUCAACUAACAUAAACGCUGCAAAAGAGACUUCUGAUUUUGCUGGAUUGAUGACAACUGUAUCAGCUGUUAAAGUACCUCCAGUUAUUCCAGAAGAAAAAGGUGAUGAAGCUAAUCUAGAGGGAAAAGGUUUAUCACAUAGUACCAGUUUGGAUGUCAUUCCAUCCAAAGAGGUGGAAAAUUCAAAAAGAGCCGAUGACAGUGGCAAUUUCAAGAACCUUGAUUAUAUUGGCAGGAACAGUUUUGGAGAUAUGUUCUCACCAGUCAGAGAUGAUGUUUCAGGAUUAAAGGCAACUGAAGACUCUGUGACAAGAGGAAAUGUUUUAGGCGUUUCACCAGAGCUGAAUACCCUAUUUUCCACAAGAACUAAUCCAAUGGGUUCCUGUGCAAAGGAAGACUUGCACUCAAGUUCCCUGCAUGGCCUUUCACCUCUAUCCCCUGUGAAAGAACAGAAUCAGUGUCGUGAGAAGGCUUCCCUACUGGGCCAAAUCCAGAGUGGGAGGCAAUACCCGAAAGAGCCAACUGGACAGGGAACUGACAUGGGGAUCACAAAGUUAAAAUUAGAGCAAAAUGGUCAGACGGAAAACAAGAGGUUUGAUCAGUUAAACUCUUCCAUAACUGAGUCUGGAAUCUUGGAGUCGCCUCUAACAUCCUCCAUGGUGAAAACACCUGAACUAUGGGAAAGAAAAGGAAGAGAGUUUCAGUUUACCCAGGAAUCCAUUAAGCACAAUUCUCCUAUACCUGCUGUAAAAAUGACUCGUGCCCCAGGAAUUCCUAACGUGUCUGAAAAAAUUGUGGAUGCACUUGGAAAUGAAGGGACUGGACAGCAAUUAACAUCUGCUCAAGUUCAGUUAAUCAAGACUAUGAUACACGAAACCUUGGAAGAUUACAAAGAUGCGUGGCAUCGAGAUGUUGUGAACCUGCAGCUAGAGAUAAUAAAGCAAUUCCAAAUCCAACAGAAUGAAAUCCAUGCCUUAUUUGAAAGAUACUCAAUUAACGAAGCUCUGGUGGCAGAAAAUGAGAGGCUGCGAGAAGAAAACAAGAGACUACGAGCUACAUUUUAAUAGAAGAACAUUGAAUGCUGACUAAAACUAUUUCGCACUGAGAAAAAGCAAUAACUUCCUUAAGGCAAGCAGAGAUGGAGGCUGAUGUCAUCCUCUUGCUAUUUAAUAUGUAGAUGCUCCAUAAAGAAGACCAGUAAUCUGAGUAUUUGGCCCUUUUUGAUGUAAAAUGAGCCAGAAAUGUUUGUCUAAGUGGAUGGAAUAAAGGUAUUAAAGGUCCCUCAAGAGGCUAAAACAGUUGAAUUCUGAUGUGUUGCAACUAAUCUUCCAAGAAAUGUGCUACAAUCAGGACUUCUCCAUAAUAGAAUUGUACAAAAAAGGUGUAUUGAAAUUCAAAAUGAGCAUCAGAUUGAAGAUUUGAUUAAAUAUGUCCAGAUCCUAACACAGAUUUUACUCAAAGCAAAAGCAAUAAGUGAAUGAUUGUUUUAUAACUUGGCAUUUUCUACCUUCUGUUAUUUUGUACAAAUGAUUGGUUUGCCUACAAUGACCAUACUUGUUCAUAUUUUUAAGUCGUCGAUUGCUUGUUGUAGGUACCUUUAAUUUUUUUUACAUCAGCUACUUAAAGACAAUAGCUAGUAUUUUCUCUGUUUCUGGUGCAAGCAGUAUUUUAAAUAUUGGAGAAGUGAAUCUAAAUAUUUUAACAAGUUGCAUUAUUACUGAAAGGAUAGUCUGAAGUGCCUUUUUCAGAUUUGUGGAAUAGCCAGGUUACACAACCAAUAAGACAGUAAUUCUGACACUUUUGUUGACUGACCUGAUGUUCAGCAGUUGUGUAGAAUUGCCAUUGUUAAUAUUGAUCGACUUACACUAUUUUGUAAAGAAUUUCGUAUGGAUUCUGUUUUUGAAUUAACAAUUAAAUUGCAGUAUAUUUUUGAUGGAAAAUAUACUAUAUUAAAUGUGAUGUUGCAAUAAAUAUAUUGGUAAGCAUUUUGUGCUUAAUAUAG